AUAUUAAUGAAGUCGCGCAUUGGCUCAGAGUCGCGUCAAUCCCGCUGCGCGACUUCUGUAGGCUGGCAGACUUCCUUCAAUAUUAUUUCUGGGGGAGCAGGGUAAAAGUACUAAAAAAUGUUGCCGAUCCACAACACUGGGAUGGACUGAAUGGAGGCAACGUUGUCAGCGAGCGGAGAUAAUAAAUCCGUCUACAGUCAACCGCGACACACACCGGUAAGCAGAAAUCCAAGGGCGGCUUGUUGAGUUCUCCGUAAAGGUCCAGCCCUCGGCCUCCCCAUGCCUCCAUCUCCCCUUGACGACAGAAUUGUGGUGGCGCUGCCAAGGCCGAUCCGACCUCAGGAACUCCAACUGCGCCUGGACACCAGCUACCUGGACUCCAUCGCCACCAGCAGCAACAGCAAGACAGUAAUCAGCACCACCGUGGUGAAGAUCCGGGCGACGGCCAAUCUUGUAACGUAUAUGCCCUCAUCCAAGGGCUCCACGCGCUCAUUGUCGUGUGGAUGCAGCAGUGCCAGCUGCUGCUCUGUGACUACCUAUGAGAAGGACAGCCAGAGCCUCAGCCACAGCCAGGUGAGCGCCAGCAGCCCCAACCUCAGCUAUGCCGGGCCCCCCACCCCGAUGGUCAGCAACCAUGAAGCAUUAAGCGCCCCGAGUCUCACCCCGGGCACUCCAAAGGCCGUACCCACCGUGAGGGUCAUCCAUCCCAACGAGCUGGCCAAGCGGAUGACCUGCUGCCCGAUGGGACACCCCGUAGGGCCCAUCCCUGUCAUCAUUGAUUGCCGGCCCUUUAUGGAGUACAACAAGAGCCACAUCCGGGGGGCGGUGCACAUCAACUGCUCCGACAAGAUCAGCCGGCGGCGGCUGCAGCAGGGCAAGAUCACUGUGCUGGACCUCAUCUCCUGCCGCGAGGGCAAGGACUCUUUUAAGGGCAUCUUCUCCAAAGAGAUUGUGGUUUACGACGAGAGCACCACGGACCCCAACCGGCUGACAUCCUCGCAGCCCCUACAUGUGGUCCUGGAGUCACUGAGGAGGGAGGGCAAGGACCCGAUCAUCCUCAAAGGAGGCCUUAGCUGCUUCAGGCAGAGCCACGAGAACCUGUGCGAGCACUCGCUGCAUCUUCACGAGGGCCUGGACACGGGCGCAGCUGCCGGCCUGACGGGGGCGCUACCUCACUCUCUGCCCUCCACCCCGGACAUCGAGAACGCUGAGCUGACGCCAAUCCUGCCCUUCCUCUACCUGGGGAACGAGCACGACGCUCAGGACAUCAACCUGCUGCAGCGCUUGAACAUCGGCUACAUCCUGAACGUGACCACCCACCUGCCGCUCUACCACUACGACACGGGCCUCUUCAUCUACAAGCGCCUGCCCGCCACCGACAGCAACAAGCAGAACCUGCGCCAGUACUUCGAGGAGGCGUUUGAAUUCAUCGAGGAAGCACAUCAAGCAGGUAUGGGCCUUCUGAUCCACUGCCAGGCAGGCGUGUCUCGUUCAGCCACCAUCGUGAUCGCCUACCUGAUGAAGCACACCUGGAUGACCAUGACAGACGCCUACAAGUUUGUCAAAACCAGGAGGCCCAUCAUCUCCCCGAACCUCAACUUCAUGGGCCAGCUGUUGGAGUUUGAGGAGGACCUCAACAACGGAAUAACGCCACGAAUCCUCACGCCAAAGCUGAUCGGCGUGGAGACCCUCGUCUAAGCCCCCCCACGCCGUCUGGCUCGAUGCUCAGACUUGUGCUCACUCUCGCUGUUUUGUUUUUUUUUUUCCAAGAGAGACCAGCUGGUUUGGAGCGUGAGAGAGCGAGAGAGAGAGAGAGAGCGAGCGAGCUGCUGUAUUCUUCUUGAAUCUCCUCAUGCUCAUCUUGGACUCUCUGGAGUGCCAAAGCUCUGGGUCAGCGGUGAUGAGAAAUGCCAAAAAUCCCUACUGUUUGGACCUGGCCGAUGUCCCGGAGGAGAAGAUGAGAUAGAGAUAGAGAGAUAGAGAGAGAGAGAGAGAGAGAAAGAGGAAGCGGUCAGUGGGAAGAUUUCCAUUUGUGACCACAGAGGAAUGAAUAUGAGGGAAAAGAAAAUCAGUUUGGAGAAGAUAUUCUAUGUGCUUAGGGGCAAUUACUGACAAAAGAAACUCGUAAAGCUCACACUGUGGCACGGAGUUUAUGUUUGCAGACUCAGGCGGGGUUGGCCACGGCAGUGCCUGUCUCAAAAAAAAAAAACAAACACAAAAAAAAACAUGAAGACAUGUUUGGUGUGUUAAUGUUGUUGUUCUAUUUUUAUACAGGGGUUUAUGGGGGUGACCAUGACGAGCCCACAGCGGCUCACUGUGCAAUAAUUUCAGAGUGGAAUGCAACUGAGACCUUGAUCUUAUGUAUGUGUAUAUAUGGGUAAUGAAUACGAAACAUUUCCAGCUCGUUGCUGAAAUACCAUUUUGAUGUUAAUGUAAUUACUGUUGUUCAGUUCUAUACGUUUCUGUUUAUGGUGCAGACAGUUACGCUGUAAUAUUUGGCGCAGAUGAGUGUACACAAGAUUGAAAAAAAAAGUUUUUUUUGUUUUUUUGAGUGCAGCUUAUGGGUUUAUGUCAGUCAAACCACAGAUUCAUAUUUCAUGUAUUUGCUUUAGUAUUUUUGUUUUUUGCCAUUCCUGCAUCCACAUAUGCAUAUAUUUUAGCAAUAUAUAUAUAAAUAUAUAUAUUUCCAGACAGCCAUAAGAGCUUUUUUUAUGCAUGGCUGCUGGCAGAGGACAGAACACUUUGAAAUAAUCAGUGGAUAUUGUAAAACAGGGCUACUGGUGAUGUUUAAUGUAACAGAGCAGAGGAAUUUCACUGCCUGCUUCUGUCUCCUCUGUUCUUUUUGCUCCAAUUCAUCCAUGAGCCAGCUCUAUUGUAAUGUACUUCACUGUUUUGCCGUCCCUAUGUAGCUACAUGUUAUGUUUUAUCAAUGCCCUACAUUUUGAACUAUGAUUUAGACCAUUCUAAAGUAGCAGAGUUGAGGUACACACUUCAAACGAACAUACACCACCUCCCAUGGGUUGCCGUUUAGUUUGACAGUACAGUAGAGCAGUGUGACCCUCAUCUUAAUUUUUUCCAACUCCCUGUCGCUGACACUAAGCUACAGUUCAGUGAGCUCCUCUGCCUUACGAAGGUGAGAGCUGCCAUCACAUGCUGUUCUAGUGCCUCUAUCAAUGCCUUAAUUCAUGUGUGUCACCAGUGGGCCUGCGCAGGGCACACCAUCACGUGCAGACGAAUGCAGAUCAAACUGAGGUCGAAUUUUUUUUAGCGCCCCAGACAAAAGCAACCCGCUCCUGUUUGUCUCCUUGUGACGUACGGGUUUAACUUUUAAAAAGAUUAUUUCUGCAUAUUCCUGAUAAAUAUGCAGAUUUUUACACAACUGUGUUUCAAAGAUGCUGAAAAGCCUUGAGGUGAAAAUGCUCAUUAUGUAACUCUGAUCUUGUGGUGGCAUUUGAAGGAGAAACUGUGCACCACCGUGAAUUGUAAAUCAACACGGCACUAAACAGUAGUGUAGUUAAGAGUAUAUGCACACACACAAAGUUUACCCUCAUUCUGUCGCAUCUGAAUAUACUCAUUUUUGUUCAUGUUACAACAAAUAUAUAUAGAUAAGAGGAGGAAAGGCUUGAAAAAAUUGCAACUUGCUAGUGUUACUUCUUUAUGCCUUCAUUCUUCUCCAAAUCAUAAUUUUUUAAUUGUUGGUGAAUAGAAUCUAAAUUUUGAAUAUAAGCCUUGUUAAUUUUUACACAUUUUGGAAAGUACCUAGGUAGGAUGCAUGUGUUUUAAGGUGUAGUUCACUUGUCUGUUCAACCUCUUGUAUACAACUGAGCACACACUAUAAACACGUCAUUGAGAUGACUGUGUGCAUUCUAUUUUUAAAAAUGAGCAUUUAAUCAUAGGAAAUAAUGCUGAUCUAAAUAUUAGGGAUCAGCGUUGCUGUCUGAAUCUCCAAAACUUUCCCUUUGAGCUAAGAGGAACAGCCUUGUUAUAGCCUGAAAACAAUGUGUUUUUGAACUAAUUGGUUUUGAUUUGAUAAACCUAAGGGCUGAUUAACUUUUUCCAGGAUGUAAAAGAGCGUGCAGUCCCUAAAACACAAAAUUUAGACCAAAAAACAAGACGUUACAAGGUCUUCAGCCAGUAUUUUAUUGUUCUCACUGACUUGAAGCAGCUUCCUCAUAAAUGAUGGUUCCUUUUCUGUUUAUGUUCACAUGUCCUUCUGUUUUCUGUUCAGCUCUCCAUUGUUUGCAUGAAAAUAAAGGCAUAAAACAAAGCACAGGGCUAACAAUAUCAUUGUCAGAGAACCAAAACCACCAUUUCUUUUGCAAUACACCCUCUGUGAACAAUCUUAAAUACUGAACCCAAAAGUUUGUAUCAUGAGUCUCUAUCAGUAUGACAAGCAGAGAUUGUAGGGCGUUUUCAGAGCAAAAUGAAAACAAAUACACAGUGCACUCAGUAAGGCUUUACAACACCAACGUUCACAACAAUAAGCUUCAAAAAUCCCUCGUGAAAAAUUCAUGCUAUGCAAAAUGAAAUUGUAACAGGUUGUUUUCUUUACCCAACUGUCAUGAAAUCAUUCUGUGAGGUCUCUGCGAACAUUUUGAGCAUGAAUAACAAGUUUGCGGCCUCAGACUGAAGUGAGGUUUAAGUGUGACUUAUCGACAAAGAAGUUGAAAAAAAAAUGUGUUACGAUGUGUCCUCACUUGUAUUUUUGUUGCUGUUGUCAUUGGUGUCUACUGGUGCUCCACAAUAUAUUUGAAUAUGAUAAAAAAAAAGGUAUAUAAUAACCAUUUACCACACGUUUGUAGCUUGUGCAUUUAUAUACAGUGAAUACCAUUUGCAAAAAAAACAACAAAAAAAAAAACAGAGUGCUUAUCAUCUGAGCCAAUGUUAUAUAAGAAUAAUGUACCUUUUCGUCCCAUCUGCCGGUUCCUACAACCGCAGCGGCACAUGGCUUUUGUAUGUAAUGAUCUAUUUGACUGAACAAUGUAACCGUCGUACUGUACAUUACUCUCUCUGGUUGGAAAAGAAGCAUGCUGUGUGCUCCUGGUCUGUGAGGGACACUCGCAGUCAUUAUGGUGCUGUCUGUCUUUCCCACACUGCUCUUUCUGUAGAGGUCACAGCCUGAUCGACAGAUCCGAGAGGAAUCUGGGUUCGUUCCCUUCUACUUGGAAACACGGUUCUGUAUUAGAACAAUAUCAAGCUGUCAUGUUUGAUGUGCACUCUUUACGACUAGACUUGUUUAAGAGUCUCUGCUUUGGGCUCAGAGGCUCCGGUGGAAAUGGGCUUUGCUCUACAAGUCUCUGUAUCUUUCUUUGUGUCUGUAGUCAACGGUCAAGUAUAUACAGUAUAUAAAUAUAUAUAAAUAUAUAUAUAUCUAUUUUCUUUGUAUGCAUAUAUUCAUUACUAUUUUUGCACUGACCUAUGGACAGAUGGAUUUAUUUUUUUUCCACAAAGGGUGCUAUUAUAACGGAGGCCUUCUCCCACACCUUUUUGCAUGACUUGCUCAAAAUUCCUCAACUAGUCUGUCAUCUCUCCUACUCUUCUCCUACUGCUCCUUGAACUGUUGCAAUUGAAGCACUGUAAUUUUGUAAUCCCUACUUGUGAGCUUUGAAAUAAACAGGGAGGCUUCAAGUUUG
Molecule: messenger RNA, 5633 nt
Organism: Lates calcarifer (barramundi perch)
Lineage: Eukaryota; Metazoa; Chordata; Actinopteri; Centropomidae
Gene: dusp10
Product: dual specificity phosphatase 10
Exons: 4
Coding region: 280-1698 (472 amino acids)
Biological process (GO): protein dephosphorylation; negative regulation of JUN kinase activity
Cellular component (GO): cytosol; cytoplasm
Molecular function (GO): protein tyrosine/threonine phosphatase activity; MAP kinase tyrosine/serine/threonine phosphatase activity
Source: RefSeq, a predicted model, not a curated record